AUGUUAUCAAGACUUUUUUACGUACAUUUAGGACAAAUAUCGGACCCAACUAUUUAUUUAAAUCAAAGAGGUGAUGAAACAAGUUCAGUUCGUGAUCGUAAACAAAUCUCUCCUAAUCGCCCACCUCCACCGAAAAAAUUAUCAACAUCUAUUUCACCACGUCGUGAACUUAGUGAUUUAUAUCGUCAAAAAACCGAUUUUAAUGUUACUGAUCCAUAUGGAUUCAAACGUAUUCGUGCAUAUCUUGAUCGUUUUUAUUUGCAUUAUCGUCGUUCAACUGUACUUGCAUAUCGUUCAAAUAAUUGGACAUUAUUACAAAAUACUUGUAAAUCAUUUUAUGAUUCAAUUGAACAACUUACACAAUAUCUAUCUGUAACAACAUUAAAUAAAAUAUUUUCAUUAAAUGCAUUACUUUCACACGGUUAUCAAACAAUGUUUAUAGCAAGUGAAUUACUUCUUGAUAUGCUCUAUCGUACAAAACCAUUUUAUGAUAAUAAUAAUGAUAAAUUAGUAAAUACAAAUACAAAUAAAUUAAAUCAAUGGUUUACUAAUAUUGAAUGUUCAUGGACAAGUACAACAUUUAAUUUUGACCAACCACAAGAUCGAACUGUAUUGAUUGAUUUAAGAUUUAUAAGAAAAUUUAUUUUACGUACAUUACAUGCAUUAUAUGUAGCUGCUAAAUGGGAAAAAUUAGGAACAAUAGCCAUUAAAUUUAAUGCUUUAUCAGAUCAUUAUUUCGCCGAUUUAACAAGUCCAUUAUUAAUUGCAGCUCAAACAGCUUUAAUACAACAAUUACGUGAUAAACAAUAUUCAAUUGAUCAACCACAUUUUGAUGAAGCUAUUGCUACUCUUGGCCGACCAAUACAUCCAGAUGAUUUUUAUACACUACGAUCAGAGAAAUUAUUUAAAAUAGCUAAGCAUAUAGAUGAAAAUUCAGAAAGAAUACGUUCAGCAUCAACUUUAAGUCUUGGCGCUCGACUUGAUCCUAAAGGAACUGAUUAUUAUGCACAAACAAAUCGUGCAUUAGAAUUAAUUAGUAUUCCACUUGAUGUUGAAUUUAGUCGUAAACUUUUACGACAAGCAUUAGAUAAAACUUAUUAUUCUUCUCGUUCAAUAAUCGAAUGUCGAAAAAUGUUAGCUUUUUAUAUAUAUAAACAAGAAGAACAAUUAGCAAAAGACUUUUUAAUAUUUACUCCAAUUAUUGAAAAUCUUCAAGAACAUAAUGAAGAAUUACCAACAAAAAAAGAUUUAACAUCAACACUUCAUUAUCGACCAUUAACAGCUGGUGAACCAUUAGAUUUUUCACCAUUGAUUAAUAAUAAAAUUGAUACAUCACCAUCAGCUCAAAUUACAAAAGAAUCAGUCAUUGAAGCCUAUCAAACAAUAUCAAAAUUAUUAUUGGGUCAAAAUCGUCGUGAUCAAUAUUGUCAAGUACUAACGGAAUUAGGUGAUUUAUAUUUUCAUUGUGAUAAAUUAAUGGAAUCUAAAACAGCAUGGUGUGAUGUUAUUGAUACAAUACUUGAUGGUCAUGAUGUUGUAACAACAUGGUUUCAAAAUGAUACAUUAAAAAAUUUACUUUCAAAUCGAGGAAAAUUACUUGAAAAAUGUGGUAUUUGGGGAUGUUUAUUAGGUUCUAUUGUUACAUGUAAAUUAGCUAAAUAUCAUAUUCAUAUUAAUUGUGAUCAACAUCUUCAAACAUGUUUAUUAAGUUCAUAUUUUUUACGUUCAAUAUUUUUUUAUACUUUACCACAUUCAGAAUAUGAUAUUGAUUAUGCAACAUUAUUUAUCGAUAAUUCAAUAUAUAUAUGGCCUGGUAUUCAAUUAACCAGUGAUGAAUUUCGUUUAAAUCCUCGAUCAUUAAUGGAUACAUUAGCUUACAUAUCUGAAUCUCUUAUUCGUCAUGAUAUUUGUCUUCAUAUUCUUCCUGUUAUUGCGCUUUAUGAUGUAUUUGCUUUACAUUGUCGAAAUUUACAACAUACAGUACAAGCACGAUUGAUACGUUUACGUGCACUUAUUCAACUUGAUCUAUUUCAUGAAGCACAUAUAAUUAUACAAAUACUUUUAGAUGGACAAAAAUUACCAAGUACACAAUUAGCUGGACGUUAUCGAUCAAGCAAUGCUGAGAGUAGUUCAUCCAAAUUUAAACCACAAUAUUUUGAUAAUUCAAAAAGUAUUAUGUCGGAUUAUAAUAUAGGAAUAUUGGAUGCACUUCUAGCGGUUAAACUCUCUCCAGCAAUGACUCGUCUCUAUGGAUCACAUCUAUCUAUUGAAUUUCAUUAUCUUUUAUCAUUAUUUUUUGUUCGGCUUGCUUCACGAAUUCCAGUUAUUGCCAAUUUAGAUCUUUUUCAAAAUAGUGAAUUAAAACAGGCUUUAACAACAACAAACGAUUCACGUUCGAAAGCAGGUGCUGGUGGUUCUCGUAUAACAUCAGCAACGAAAUUAAAAUCAGUUACUUUUCAUGACGAAGCAACACAUUCAUUUGUUCAUAUAAAAUCUUAUCUUGUUGGUACAGGAAAAUUAUUCGCUGAGAGAUGCUUAAGUGUAUUACAACAAACCGAUGAAAUGUCACGUGAUUAUCCAUCAAAUUUGCAAUCAUUUGAAUAUCAACUUCUUAUUGAUUGUUUAUCAUUAUUAUCUGAAUGUGCACAUCAAUGUCAUUUAGAUCAAUUAGCUGCAAGAUAUGCAAUGGAAGCAUUGAAAAUUUUAUCUACGAUUGGUGAAGAUAAUAUUUCAGAAAGAAAAGUAGCUAGUGGAUCAGCAAAACGUAAACCAUCGUAUCCACGUUUAAGUGCUGUAAGUCGAUAUCCACGAAAAAAAUUAAAUGCAUUAAAUAUUCUUUUUAAUACACGUUAUUCACAUAAUUUAAAUGUUUAUACAUGGUUAAAACAACGUGCUUAUCUUUGUCAUAUUAUGUUACAACAAAUAAAUACAUUAGGAAAAGUCAAAGGCAUUGACGAUCAUAUACGUGAAGAAUUUGCUAAUGUUAAUGUUUAUAUUGAACAUGGAUUAAAUGAAUCUGAAGAAUAUCAAUGUGAAUCAAUGUAUGCAACAUUUUUACUUUAUAAAUCAUUAUACAAUUUAAGUGAAUUAGUAAAUAUAAAUGAUAAUAUUCAAGAAUUAAAUACAGCAUUACAAUUAUUUCAAUCAGUUUUAAUUGUUAAACAAAAUAAUGUUAUAUCAAUUGAUAUUUUAUAUAAAAAAUUAUUAACGCAAAUAUUACUUUGGGAACAUCUAUGUGUUCAAGAUUUAGAUGGAACUGCUUUAAAAUUAAUUGAAGAAAAAGAAAAUGAUAAAUUACAAUCGUCUAUACUAGAUUUUGUACGUAUUCAAAAGAUAUCUUUCACAUGA
This is a messenger RNA of Rotaria sp. Silwood2, 3348 nucleotides long. The record is from the annotation of a GenBank genome assembly. Lineage: Eukaryota; Metazoa; Rotifera; Eurotatoria; Philodinida; Philodinidae.